Centropristis striata (black sea bass) is the source of this 1879-nucleotide messenger RNA. RefSeq names its product secretin receptor (gene sctr). Bases 273 to 1679 code for a protein of 468 amino acids. Gene Ontology annotation, molecular function: secretin receptor activity; peptide hormone binding; G protein-coupled peptide receptor activity. Gene Ontology annotation, biological process: adenylate cyclase-modulating G protein-coupled receptor signaling pathway; cell surface receptor signaling pathway. The record is from RefSeq and is a predicted model, not a curated record. The transcript has 13 exons. NCBI's taxonomy places the organism in Eukaryota, Metazoa, Chordata, Actinopteri, Perciformes, Serranidae. Gene Ontology annotation, cellular component: plasma membrane.
CAAAUACAGUGAAAAUACAACAUAACAAUGCAUAUUUCCACAUCCCAAUCUCUAUAGCAACAUAUUCUUCAUGUUUCUCAUACUUGAAAUUUUAUUUUGACAGUCAUGAUAGAAAGUUGUGAUUUUAUUAUAGCUACCUUGAUGAGAGCUUACCAGAGUGCCCUGAGGAAUACUGAGCAUAAUUAUCGAUACUCUGAACGGGCCUAUGUUUGAUUUUCAGACCUCAUAUAUCUGCUACAUGGCAGGAUGCUUGCUUUUCAUUCUUUUCUGAUAUGCAGCUUGAUAUUCAGGGACCUAUCUUGAUGGAAAAGAGGAACCUGUCAGACACAAUGAGAAAAGUUGGACUUAUUGGAGUGCUACUGUUACCCCAGGUAAAAUCGUCAUCAGGAUGUCACCCUCAUGUUCAUCUUGUGAAAGAGGAGGAAAAGUGCAUCACAGAUCUGCUACUUUUUAAAUCACACAAAGCAACAGAAAACAAUAUCAGUGCACACUGUAAGGGAAUGUGGGAUGAUCUGAGCUGCUGGCCUCCUGCUUCUCUCGGGGAAACUGUCUCUCAGCCGUGUCCAGAGUUCUUCAAUUCGGAAGGACAAGUGCAGCGUAACUGUUCCGUCAGCGGCUGGACUGACCCGCUUGUUCCAUAUGAAGAUGCAUGUGGAUACACUUUCAAUGAGACGCUCCACUUCCUUGGAGAGUCCCCAGAUUCCCAUCUGUACUUCUCCUACGUGAAGACCAUGUACACAGCUGGAUACACACUGUCACUGAUCUGCCUCACCAUCGCCAUCACCAUCUUCUGUCUCUUCAGAAAGCUGCACUGCACCAGGAACCACAUUCACAUCCAGCUGUUCAUCUCCUUCAUCCUGAGAGCCAUCUUCAUCUUCAUCAGGGACUCUCUGCUCUUUACUAACGAGGAGCUCUACCACUGCGACCACUACCCGGUGGCCUGUAAGGUGGUGCUGAUGUUUUCUAACUACUCCAUCCUGGCGAACUACAGCUGGCUGCUGGCGGAGGGCCACUUCCUGUUCACGCUGGUGAGCCGCUCCUUCUUCUCCCUGAAGAAACACCUGGCCUGGUACAUCGCCCUGAGCUGGGGUUUACCGGUCAUCGUCAUCGUCGCCUGGGGAUGUGCCAAGUAUCUGUACGAAGACGAAGGCUGCUGGGAAACCAGGAGACACGAGUGGAUCUGGUGGAUACUCAGAGUGCCAGUUCUCCUGACCAUAUUUAUUAAUCUAGUGUUCUUCUUGGGCAUUCUGAGGAUUUUAGUGAGCAAACUGAGAAUGCCGGACGCUCAGAGGAACGAGUUCAGCCAGUAUAAGAGGCUGAUUAAAUCCACUUUUUUCCUGGUGGCUCUGUUCGGUCUGCAUUACAUCCUGUUUGUCUUCUUACCUGUUGAAGUCAGCAGCUACGUGUUCAAGAUCUGGACCUUUGUAGAGCUGGCUCUGUCCUCCACACAGGGUUUCGUGGUGGCCGUGCUCUACUGCUUCAUGAACGGAGAGGUGCAGCAUGAGUUCCAGAGGAGGUGGAGGCGCUGGAGGCUGACUCAGCACCUCCCCAGCCGCCGCCGGCAGCAUCACGGCUCCAUCAGCCACAGCGGCUCCCCCCACACACAGGUGUCCCUGCUGCCCUGCCCGCCCGGCGGCCCGCCAGCCGCCCGCCUCCCCGCCGACACCGUGGAGACGUGAUUCAGGCUGAGAGCCUCGUCUCCUCUCUCUGCUCGACGACAACCAAUCCUGGCUGACAGUCAUUUGUACACUCCUAAAGCUUUUUAUUGUGCUUCUGUCACAUGCAUAUUUCUACAAAUGUCUCAAUAAUUAAUGUGCCAAUUAUUUCUUAAUGUGUCACAGAUUGUAUUGAAAACUUAAUUAAAGGAAUACUGCAGUUA